GUGUCUGGAUAGCAAUUUACCUACUGGCAAAGGAAAGUAGCAAGAAGCUAGUGGGGCUCUCAUUCUAUCUCUUAACAAUGGUGAGAAAAAGCCAUGUAAACUAUUCAAACUUAUAGUGUCAAAUCUCUUUCACUUAAUAAUGUCUUCAUAACAAACACCAUAUCUCAAUUUUACACAACUGUCCACUUAUUAAUCUGUUAUGUGCACUUCCCUUUCUUCCUUUCCCUAACCCUCCUUUCACAUUUUUCUCUGUCAUUUUGGCAGCUUUCCAUUUUGUAUUUUUAGUAUUUGGACCACUUCUUUUUCACUCACAACAACUGUACUACUUUUCUAGCUAUAGCUCUCUUUGCUUCCACUAAGGGGGCAAGUAUUUAACUUGUCUACUUCCCUUCUUGAUUGCUCCUUGAUUGCUAACAGUUAUUAUGCCUUUCCUCAUAUUUCUACUCCUCUGAGUUGUCUCUUUUUUUUCAAGAAUAUAUCAGAGUUAAGUUUUGCAGUUCUUCAGAUUGGUGAAUGCUAAUUUACUUUACUGUUUUUUGAGUUUCAUGACUAAAGUUCUUGACUUGGUAUACAUGGGGUUUUCAAGUGUAUUUUGGGUUAUGGAGCAACGUGGUUCUUGUGUGAAAGAGUAGAACAGGACAUUGGCUUUCUUUGGGUUUGUAUGAAAUUGUCUAAAGGAUAAUUGUAUUCUUGAAAAAAAUGGAGUCUUGGAGCUAUUUUUCUGGGGGAAAGGGUUUUGUAUCAGAUGAAUCAGUUUCUGUAAAUGAUGGAAUGGGGAGAACAAAGAAUGGAGUUAUGAGUUGGGAAUUGAAGAUCCCAAGUAGCUAUGGAAGCACUAUGAUUUGUUCAAGUCAAGAAGGUAGUGAUAAUAAUCAACGAUUUCAAGAAUUGGUUUCUCCAAAUCUGAUGAGAAAACCAAUGUUUAAUGACCAAAUGAGUGAUGGUUUUACUAGUAAACUUAGUGGUGGCAACAUAUUUGGUUCAUUUUCUGGGGCAGAUAAGUCUAGUUCAGCUGUGGAAUCAAAUUCUAGAGAUUCAUCACUAAUUGAUUUGAAACUUGGAAGGUUUCCUGAUCAUAAUAUAGAUGCAAAUAUUUUCAAAUCUCCCAUAGUUCCAGCCAAGAGAAUGAGAGCAGGAGCGGGGAAUUCUCAGAAACCAUUUUGCCAGGUUCAAGGUUGUGGGAAGGAUCUAAGCUCCUGUAAGGACUAUCACAAGAGGCAUAAAGUAUGUGAGGUUCACUCAAAGACUGCUAAAGUUAUUGUAAAUGGCAUUGAGCAGAGGUUUUGUCAGCAAUGUAGCAGGUUCCAUCUACUGGCUGAGUUUGAUGAUGGCAAACGGAGCUGCAGGAAACGUCUUGCAGGUCAUAAUGAACGCCGAAGGAAGCCCCAUACUGGUACCAGAUUUCGUGGAACUUCUUUUGCUACGUCAUCCUUCACGUGCCAAGACAUACUUGGCGGCCGCUUUCUGCAUCAGCCUAAAUAUGAGAUGAGCGACUGGUAUAAGAACGUAAAAGUUGAAGAUGGUGUUGAUUAUAGCCCUCAACUUGCCACACCCUUUACAAAUGGACAGUUACAACCAAAAUCUGUUUUCAUGUCAUAUCAUGCCAAGAAAGGGUGUCAACCUGAAGGACUACCUGCUGUAACAACGAGCAGAAUUAAUGAGAGUACCACCUCAUCUCUGCAUGACAUACGAGGAUUGGAUUUUGUUUCUCCUUCUCUGUUCCACACCACCUCAACUGGAUCUGAAGUCUUGCAUGUUUUGGAUACAUCUUCAAUCAUUCAGGGGGUAUCAGGGAUUUCAAACUCCAGCAAUGCUCUCUCUCUUCUGUCAUCUCAGUCACAGGGAUCGUCAAAUCAUCUAAAAAAGAGAGAGAUCAUCAACGGGACUCAAGCAUACAAUUUGACUCAAGCAUCUAAAAAAGUCCUGGAACUUGGUCCUCAGGCUUCAGCAGGUAGAAUGUCCAGUACAUUCAGUUCAUCUGGGGUCAAUUCUGCAGAAGGUGGACUGGACCAGAUACUAUUUCCUAGCGACACUUGUGGCAUCAAUGGGAUCAUGCAAGGAUCAGAUUUGGUGAGCCCCAACAAGAAUCAAUUUUCUCGUGAAAAUGGACCCACCAUUGAUUUGCUCCAGUUGUCGUCACAGCUUCAGCGUGUGGAGCAUCAAAGGUUUUCCAUGCAAGUGAAGCAGGACAGCAAUGCUCUUCCCGGCCUCAGAAUCACUUGAGCAGAUGCAAAUAUCUGGACAUUACUCAAGAAGUAGCCAGCUUUCUCAGCUUUACAGAGGUGGGAGCAUCAGGGAGCAACUCUUUGGAAUCUUGAUGUUCACUUCUUCAUCGUUGUUUUUUCCCCCUCAUUUGAUUCUGAGAGAUAACUGUUCCUCACGGUAGCCGUCUCAUUCAAUAAUGUUUUUCUUUCUCUUGGAUAAUGUUAACAAAAAUAAUCAUGACUUGGUAGUCAACUUAAUUUAUGUACAUUAUUUCCACAUUUGUCAUUCCUUUGUUAUGGACAAGUAGGUAUUUCAUGAACAAUUAUUGGAAAUGCUUUGUACUCGUUAAAAAUAGUGCAUGUUAUGUUUGGCAACUAAGGUGUAAAGGAUAGCACAAAUAAUGGAAACAGGUGAAAAGGGUGUGAAUUGUGCUUAUCAGGUUUGAGCUAGUCAGUUGUGGAAGAUUAAUUGUAUGAUUUUUUUAGUGACGUUAAAGGAUCAACGAAUCAAUUUCUUUUAUCUGAUUCACGCGGUUGUUAUUGAAAGUUAUCAACUUUUUGAUUGCC
Molecule: messenger RNA, 2771 nt
Organism: Lycium ferocissimum
Lineage: Eukaryota; Viridiplantae; Streptophyta; Magnoliopsida; Solanales; Solanaceae
Product: squamosa promoter-binding-like protein 6
Exons: 4
Coding region: 700-2223 (507 amino acids)
Cellular component (GO): nucleus
Molecular function (GO): DNA binding
Source: RefSeq, a predicted model, not a curated record